Messenger RNA from Phasianus colchicus (ring-necked pheasant), 5345 nucleotides. It is a transcript of the gene MINPP1, whose product is annotated as multiple inositol-polyphosphate phosphatase 1. Gene Ontology annotation, molecular function: inositol phosphate phosphatase activity; acid phosphatase activity. NCBI's taxonomy places the organism in Eukaryota, Metazoa, Chordata, Aves, Galliformes, Phasianidae. The record is from RefSeq and is a predicted model, not a curated record.
AGACGAGAGACGAGAGGAGCCCGGGGCCGCACGGCCGCGCCGCUCCUCCUCUUCCUGCGUCCGCCGCCAUGGCGCCGCGCCGCGUCGCCUGCCUGCUGCCGCUUCUGGUAGCGGUGGCGAGCGCGGGGCUGGGCGGCUACUUCGGCACCAAGUCCCGCUACGAGGAGGUGAACCCGCACCUGGCGGAGGACCCGCUGUCCCUCGGGCCCCACGCCGCCGCCGCCCGGCUGCCCGCCGCCUGCGCCCCGCUGCAGCUCCGCGCCGUGCUCCGCCACGGCACCCGCUACCCCACGGCCGGGCAGAUCCGCCGCCUGGCCGAGCUGCACGGCCGCCUCCGCCGCGCCGCCGCCCCGUCCUGCCCCGCCGCCGCCGCGCUGGCCGCCUGGCCGAUGUGGUACGAGGAGAGCCUCGACGGGCGGCUGGCGCCGCGGGGCCGCCGCGACAUGGAGCACCUGGCGCGCCGCCUGGCCGCCCGCUUCCCCGCGCUCUUCGCCGCCCGCCGCCGCCUGGCGCUGGCCAGCAGCUCCAAGCACCGCUGCCUGCAGAGCGGCGCGGCCUUCCGGCGCGGCCUCGGGCCCUCGCUCAGCCUCGGCGCCGACGAGACCGAGAUCGAAGUCAACGACGCCCUGAUGAGGUUUUUUGAUCACUGCGACAAGUUCGUGGCCUUGGUGGAGGACAACGACACGGCCAUGUACCAAGUGAACGCCUUCAAGGAGGGCCCGGAGAUGAGGAAGGUGUUGGAGAAGGUGGCGAGUGCGCUGUGUCUGCCGGCCGCGGAGCUGAACGCAGAUCUUGUACAAGUGGCUUUCCUCACUUGCUCAUACGAGUUGGCUAUAAAAAAUGUGACCUCCCCAUGGUGUUCGCUCUUCAGUGAAGAGGAUGCUAAGGUACUGGAGUACCUGAAUGACCUGAAGCAAUAUUGGAAGAGAGGAUAUGGCUAUGACAUCAAUAGUCGCUCCAGCUGCAUUUUAUUCCAGGAUAUCUUCCAGCAGUUGGACAAAGCAGUGGAUGAGAGCAGAAGUUCAAAACCCAUUUCGUCACCUUUGAUUGUACAAGUUGGACAUGCAGAAACACUUCAGCCACUUCUUGCUCUUAUGGGCUUCUUCAAAGAUGCUGAGCCUCUCCGGGCAAACAAUUACGUGCGCCAGGCGCAUCGGAAAUUCCGCAGUGGCCGGAUUGUGCCUUAUGCAGCCAACCUGGUGUUUGUGCUCUACCACUGUGACCAAGCGAAGACCUCGAAGGAGGAGUACCAAGUGCAGAUGUUGCUGAAUGAAAAGCUAAUGCUCUUUCAUCACUCAAAUGAAACCAUCUCUACGUACGCAGACCUCAAGAACUAUUACAAGGACAUCCUUCAAAACUGUCACUUUGAAGAAGAGUGUGAAUUGUCCAAAUUCAAUGGUACUGUUACUGACGAACUUUGAGGGAAUGAAAUGGAGUGGCUGAUUUGGAAACCGAUCUCAGUUUUCUUCAACAGACGUUGUGAACAAGCACUUUGGAUGAAAUGCUGCUGCUGUGUUGACUCUCGAAGCCUGCAGAUUUGGUGGCCGUUAUUUACCUGGGUUGUCUUGGUCAGCUUAGUACACUGUUUAUUUAUUACAUAAGAUGAAUGACAAGACCAGAUUCUGUAACAGGGAUGUCCCUGAGCAUUGGUAACAAAUGUGGUGGAAGACAAAGUGUUCCCGUGUAUUUAUGUGUACAGAGAAGUAAUUUCCUAGGUCAUUCCUCUUAUCAAUGUGCUGUAGAUAGAAUUUAGAGCUGGGAUAACUGUUUAUUUUAUCUGAGCUGAAGGUGCUUGAACUAAUUCAGUAUUGCUUUGUGCUGCCUUCUUGCUAGCUCUUGUUUUCCUAUGGCAGGCAUGAAAUAACAGAAACCUGUGAGCUUUUUUAACUCCUUUUCCUGAGCCCCUAGCAGGGAGAGAAUAUAUGCUACUUCUCUAUAGCUGCCCAACUUUUGCCUGGACAGCACCACAUGAGCAUCUCACUCUGGCACUGACAGCAGAAGGAGUUGGCUGUGUGCAUUGUCUACCUGUAAAGGGAUAAGGAUUUAUGUUUCUUGAAUUCUCAUCGACUCAUCCAGCACUGCAAGUGAGCCAUCACGGUAAGUAAAUUCUCCUGAAAGAGAAGGGAGGAAGAAUGAGGGAGUGGGAGAUAUUUCAGAGCUCUUGAGAGGAAAAGUGGCCAUGCAGCAGUUGUUCUCUAAGCAGUCUGGUGUUUCCUUUCACUUGACACCAUCAAUUACUCGUAUUAAUGUUUGGGCUGGGGCAUUCAGGUGAGGCUCUGCAAGCAAUUUGAACGUCUUGGUCCUCCUCAAAUGCUGAAACUUCUCUUAGAACUUCUGGAGGUCUCCAGUGCAUCCUGCUGCUUAGAACAGGAUAGGUGCUUACCCUAAAUCUGGGCAGGCUUCAGACUGUGAUAAGUAUCUGGCUGGGACUUGACUUCUGCAAGCUUAAAGGCACAGAACCUGGUAUCGCUUAGAUAGGCCUUGUCCACUCGAUACACCAGCUUGUUCUUGAAAUUGAGCUGAUUUUAAAGAAAUUAACUGCAUAAAGGUACUGGCUAUCUCUGAGUGUAUCUGCACUUAGAGCAGAUUUACUUGCUGCUGAGAAAGUAUUUCAGAGUUCAACAGUAGAGCAGAAAAAAGAGAAAUCAAGAUAAUUGUCCAGAAAUGUCCAAAAUACAGCAAGUCAAAUAAAAAUCCCUUUGUUGCCCAGAAGGGAACGGUGGUUGAACAGGCUGUCCCAAAGCAAAUGCAGGUGUGGUUUUAUGGUGCUGGUAGCUCCUGACAUAUGUGUGCCCUAUUACAAGUGCUCCAGAGCUCAGCCCAUAAAGUGAGGGGUAUUUUGCUGUGUUGACUGGGGAGAGGGUGAAAGGGUGGUAUAACCUGUUACCACAGGAGUGCCAUAGGCACUAUAAACAUUUAUACCCUCAUUUACUUGGGUAGCCUCACCAGCAAAACUGAAAACUUAACUGAUGGAGGGAAAGGAAAGAAAAAGGGAGAGAAACCUGAACUAGUUUAAAGUUUAGAAGUAAUUGCAGACUUAGUUCAUCUUUUUUCCUAGAGGACUUGGACUUCUGUCACUUUAUUUUUUUCAAAUACACCUUAUAUAAAAACACUUCUGAGUUUACAUAUUUUUAAGUUAAGGAGCAACUGAAAAACUGUUUUUUAGGAUAUCAUUUUAUGAGUGAAAUCACCAUGAGGAUUUGUUUGUCUGUUUUUGUUGUUGUAACUUAAGUACUCUUCACGGAGUAGGACGUAGGUUCUGUUUCCUUAGUGCACUGACUUCUAUGGAGGCUGUGGUUCUGCUCAGCAGAAGUACUGAUUAAAGCUAGUGAAUAUUUUAGCACUGAUGUCCUGGUAGAACUCUUGCAUGUUUUAGCUCUGCAGGUCUUUUUCUGAAGCAGAGGAGGUGGCUAGGGAGGACAGCUGUACUGAAACACCUAUAGGAAUAUAGGUCAGGAUGAUUGCCAGCUCCAGCAUAUGACUUUUACAGCCAUUUUAUAUCAGCUUUGUCUCCUUUUUAGUGUGAUCCUGCUUUGAGACUGAGUCAGUUGAAUGUAGUUACUGUGACAGGUGCCUCUUACGAACUUUAUUGUAAGGCAGUGUUUGAGACAAAGCUAUGAAGAAAGAAACUUCUGUGUAUAGGUGGUGAAAUCUGGUAAAUAGCAGAUGUAAGGUUGAGAAAAUUCACCUUUGAACAUUUUUUUUUUUUUGGUUGAGUCAUCCUAUGAUCAUUCACGAUAUGAACAGAAGAAAUGCAAGCUUUACUGCUGGAGAUAAGUGGAAGGUUUCCGUUUGUCUGUUCUGUUACCCACUGUCUUAAAGAUACUGUGUUCUUUGCAGAGGAAGAAUGCAUUGCCCUGUUUUUUCUUAGAUCGUGAACCAGAUAUGUUGGAAGAACCAAACAAUUAUUUUUGUGGUGAGGCAUCAUUUGUUUCUGCAUUAAAGGUGGUAGCUUGGUAGAACAACUCUGUGCAAGGGAACAGACUCUUCAGAGACUGUUUUCUGUUUUGCCUUGGCUUAGGGGUCUGACCCUUAGGGGUCUUUAGUGUAACGGGUGUACCUGCAGUGGAUAUCACCAGUUAACUGAGAGGGAAAAUGUGCAAUUUGGUUUGUGAUCUGUAUGUAAAGGCUGCCCCCACUCACUCAGCUGGCAUAAUUAGAGACUGAGCAUGGAAAUCUUGCACAACUGCUGCAGCAGCUGUGUUGGGAUGUUUACGUGUGCUGGGCACUUGUUCAUGUGACUAAUUCUGACUGCUAGGGAUAUGACUUCAGAUGACUCUGUUAUUUAAAAAGAACAAAAAACACGCAUCUUCAAGCAACCAAAAAUAAAUUUGUACGUAGAUUAAAAAGGAAAACCAAGCAGGAUCGAUGUAUUUCCAUGAAGUUGGGCACUGGCUCAGCAAGGCAAUGCAAACAGGCUGCCACCUCUCAUGGCACUGCAAGUUGGCCCAUCCUGGAAAAGCCCUGCAAGGAAAAUGAUGCCUUCGCCUUCUGCACGCAGCUCCAAACAGAACCCCUCACCUCAGGCCUCCAGUGACAACUCCGUGUGUAACUUCACCCAAACUGGAACCUUUCAUUGAUGGAAGACACAGAGUGUGUUCUUGGAUGCUGGCAUUAAACACACUUGAAAUAUAUUUAAUUUUGGAUGUCUACAGCUUUACUAAUGUUUCUGGAAAACUUAUUUUUUCCUUCUAGUAAGUAUUGUUGCUGUAAUUCUGGCUGGCAUGGAGCUCUCUGAUUGCUGCAUGCAACAUGACUUUGUGAUACCAUGGGACUGACUGGAUGAAUUUGGAUAACUGGUUUUAGAUUUUCAGUGCUGUGAAAUAAAACUGCACACCUUCUUCGCCUGUUUUAUGAGCAACAAUAAUGCAAUAUGUAGCAUCAUGCCUGUAUCCUGCUUCAAACACAUUUGGCAGACUGCUGUUCCUUGCAGUGUGUCCUGGUGUUUUGAUUCUUCGCACUGCUGCAUGCUUAAUAUUAAAGUACAUUAAUUGACAUUUCACUUUCUUAUUUUGAUUUGGGUUGAAAACUUACUCUUUUUUCCAGGAGCACUGAUUUGAAACCGAUGAUAGCCUCCUGGCAAGCUUUUCACAGGUAUUACCAAAUGCCUGGAGGUGUCCUGCGUUCUGAAGUGAGCAAUGCACGUCCUUCUCUGCGGUCCAGGAUCUGAUGCAGUGCUAUUUUCUUAAACGUUAUCACUCUCUCAUGUGAAAUCAAAGCUCAUUUCAUAAAGAAGAAUUAGAAACAAACCUCAUGCAAUGCAUUCUAACCUGUCCUUUUAUAGAUACUAACAGAUACUCAGUCAUGAGGGUCUUCUGUAAGUUCAUUAGUUCUCUAAUUCUCUA